This is a messenger RNA of Aspergillus saccharolyticus JOP 1030-1, 3697 nucleotides long. RefSeq lists its product as uncharacterized. Lineage: Eukaryota; Fungi; Ascomycota; Eurotiomycetes; Eurotiales; Aspergillaceae. The transcript has 2 exons. The record is from RefSeq and is a predicted model, not a curated record. Bases 165 to 3299 code for a protein of 1044 amino acids.
GACAAGUGGAGAGAAGGAGAGGAGUGAGGCACAUGACACGCCAUGACAGGGCCUCGAUCUAUCGGCGGAAGCCUUGUCAAUUCGAUUACCCCGCCCCAACCAUAGAGGCAGGGCUGUGAUACCCUCCACCCUCGGGCAAUUCAAGGCGCACAGUUGGUUGCAGCAUGGAUCCUAUAAGCGCCUUUUCUCUCGCCUGUAACAUUCUUCAGAUCAUCGAGCUUGGCCAGAAAACACUGAGCCUUGCUCUGGAUUACCGCAAAGCCGGCUCUGGCACUCUACGCGAGCAUGAGGACCUGCAAGGCGUACUGCAAUGCCUGAUGAGUAUGAAUGUCGACCUGCAGGCCUCCAUCCCAAACGCCAAUCAGCCAAGCAAUCUGACUCCUGCUCUGGCUCGCCUGAGACAGGCCAACGAAGAGUGUCUUCGUCUGUCGAUCGAGUUUGUCGACUUGCUGAACCAGCUAAAGCUCCGAACCCCGCAUGCGUUACUGGAGUCCAUCCGGGCUAGCGUCAAGGCGCUAUGGAAUCGCGACCGGAUGGAAGCCAUGGCUAAGGCCGUUGGUCGGGCUCGGGAGAACCUCAAUACCGCUCUUCUAUUUUACCUCAAGGAUACACAGGCCACUGCGGCUGGGCAGGACCACAUUCUUCAAUCUACGGCUGAACUAGAGGAAAACGUCUUGUCCGCUCUGGAGAAACAGUGUGCAUCGAUCCGAGCAGAUGUACACCAAGUUCUGGAGCAGGUGCAGGCAAACGGUGUGAACGAAGCGAUUGAAACCCAGCUUCUCGCUUCGCAACGGCUUCAGCUCGACAGACUUGAAAGCCGAAUUCAUGACAUCCUCGAUCGACAAGAGCAUCUAAGAAGCCUAGAUGAGCAAAGACGAGUAACAGAAACCCACACGAUCUUCUUGGCUAGCAUCCAGUUUCCGCAAAUGCAGGAACGUGUCCAGCAGAUUCGCACGGCACACGAAAAGACCUACCUGUGGAUCCUGCAACAACAGAGCACGAGUCCUGGUGACUGCGACAGUCUGGUGGCCUGGCUUUCUGCCCCCACGACAAGAGAGUCCAUCUACUGGGUGUCCGGUAAACCGGGUGCGGAAAAGUCGACCCUUAUGCGCUUCCUGGACCAGAAUCUGGAUCAUAAGGCGCAUAUGCUUCCUUGGGCGAGUGGAUAUACUGUUAUAAGAGCUUCGUAUUACUUCUGGAGCGCAGGCAAUACGUUACAAAGGUCGUUUGAGGGGCUUCUGCGCUCCUUACUUGCCCAAAUUCUCGAGCAACAGCCUGAACUGAUGACUCGCAUCACGGAAACAACUCAACAGUAUACACCUCGGACGUGGGUCUCAAGUAAACUAGAGUGGACUCAGUCUGAACUACUGAAUCUACUUCAUCUUAGUAUCGACGCCUUGCAAGACCGCUGCAAAAUCUUCUUUCUUAUUGACGGCUUGGAUGAGUUUGAAGGAAGCGACGAGUUGCGACGGGAUGUCAUUCAAAGUCUGACUAGGAUAAGCGGAAAGGCCAACGUGAAAAUAUGUCUGUCAAGCAGACCUUGGAACAUAUUCCGGGAUGCCUUUGGCAGCACGCAGCACCUACGAUUGGAGGAUCUCACCUAUCAGGACAUCAGCACAUACGUUCAAACCGAGCUCACCCAAUCUCGCCGCUUUCGAUAUCUCCUCCUGCGUCAGGAAGCCGAGGCAGCCAGCCUUAUCUCGGCCAUCACUUCAAAGGCUGCUGGAGUCUUCUUGUGGGUUCGACUCGUGGUUCGCGAUCUAAUUGAGGCUUUACAAGAUGGCGAUAAUGUGGCAGCCCUAUCACAGAAACUCGACGACAUACCCGCCGACCUGGAUGAAUACUUCCGUAGGAUGAUGGAUUCAAUCCCUCCCCGAUACAAACGAGAAGCCUCAACGAUGAUUCAGAUUGCCCUGCAUGAGGAGACCGAUUUCACCGCGCUUCACCCGCUGCGGAUGCUUGACCUCUUGUUCAUUGACGAGCCCUGCCCCGACUUUGCCGGUACAAACCUGAGCUGUUCCUCGCUAGAACUAGCCGACCGUGAAGGGCUUGCAUUCAUGCUGGACUCCACAUACCGUCGCCUCAACAGCCGGUGUAUGGGACUGCUGGAAUGCGUAUUCGAUGCAGAAUUCUUCGAUUGCCUUGACCUCACUACUCCGAGAUCCUUGCUGGACUAUGAUGGACGGCAAUUCAGCUCCACGCUUUGCGAACAGGUCGCUGAGUUGACAGAAACCGGCCACACUUUCCUCCUGACUAUCAGCUUCUUACAUCGCAGUUGCCGGGACUUUCUUUGCUCUCCAGAGAUCCAGGGAAUUCUGCACCAAUACACAGGCGGGCCCUUCGACGCCAGGAGGUACCUAAUCAAUGCCAGAAUCCUUCAAGUCCGCGCCCUGCAAGCGGUCGGAAGUGACCGGGACUUAGCAAUUGGGAUUACUAGUUAUUUGGCGAGCGCACUGGCAGUGCCCGAAUGGAGGGAAUCGCCGGCAGCCAUCAGAGCAGCCCGGGUCCUGGCCCCAAUUGCGGAAGCGCUUCUUUCCGCUAGCGGCCCGGACAGCAGCCAGAGUAUGGGCUGGUACAUCAGCACAUUGGCCAACAGGUGGCGGGAUGAACAGAGCUGCUUCAUGACCCUCGCCAUCGACUUUGACUUGCGAGGCUAUGUCAACGCGUGUCUGGGUCCAGCGGCAGUCCGCAACAAGACAGGCCGCCCGGUGCUGGACCAUGUCCUCCAACCGGAAUUCAACCAGCGCCGUGGCUCACUGAAUAUCGGGUACUCAGUCGUCAACCCCGACCUCGUGCGCCUCGUGCUGACCAGCGGAGGCGAUCCGAAUGAACCCUACCAAGGCGGGACCGUCUGGACACGGUUCCUCACAUGGACGGCGCGUUGCUUCGUCGAAUUCCUCACCGUGGAUGUUGACAUGAUACAAUCCUACGUUGAAUCCAUUGCGUUGCUGCUGGCGCACGGCGCAGCACUUGUCAUCCCCCACGCCCAGCUCGCAAGUAGCAGCCCUAGCUGGGCACGGGCAAUGAACCACCCGGACUCGGGUCUGCAUGAGAGCGAUAGAUUCCGUCGCCAGACGUCGCCCGUUUCCGCAUCGAGUCCUACGGAUCAUAGCACAGAUCAGCCAUGCUAUGCCGUUACCGACCUCCUGGAAGUAUUUCGCCUAUGGUUUGGGGGAGAAGUCGACCGGCUGGUUGCUCUCGCGCAAUGCCGUGCAACGGACGCUUCCAGGGAUCCGGACACUACAACACUUCCUUUUCGGCUCGUGGUGGCUUCUGAGCUGGGAAAAGAAUUUGCCUAACUAGUCUUUCGGUAGGCGACUAAGGCUGUAGUAUCAACCCGACCCAAUCAUGUUGAAUCCGCUCGCAUUAUGACUUUGAAUGAUGUGUAUGUAGCCACAAUGCUAGAGAUACUCAAAUCUGGCUACAUGAACUAAUGUACGCGCCUUGUCGAUCGAUUUCUAUGGUUACCUCCCGGCCCACAUUUAUCAGGAAACGGUAUCAAAAUUUGGGGACAGAACCGAAGGGUCUUGGGUCUCGAAGUGUUUCACAAUUUGGCUUACAAAGGAAGACAAACCAACCAACUACCUCGUGUUCCCACUUGCUCCAGGACAAUAGCUUUCGGGGAUAGUGCCGUGGGCUGGGGACCAUGGGACUCUAGACCCAGUGCCAAAUCGAAAUGCGGAAGGCGAAACCUGAG